AUGAGCCAAAUAAAAACCAUCCACAAUCCCAUUGGGUCACUAAAGAGGUUUUUGGAUCUUCUCUGGAUCACUUUCAUCCUUUUCAUGACUCUCAAAGGCGGCACGAAUGGAGCUUGUGCCGCAUGCAAGUACCAGCGCAGACGCUGCGCAGCCGACUGCCCACUCGCCCCGUAUUUCCCAGCAGAACAACCAAAACUGUUCCAAAACGUUCACAGACUGUUUGGCGUUAAAGGCAUCGUGAAGAUCCUCGAGAAUCUCGAUGAAGCUCAGAAACCUGAAGCCAUGAAAUCAAUCAUAUUUCAGUCUUAUGUCCGUGACCGUAACCCUGUCCAUGGUUGUCUAGGUAUCACACAACAUCUUCAAUACAUGAUCUGGCUGGCCGAGGAAGAACUCAAAGCUGUCAAUUCACAAUUACACCUCUACCGCAACCAACAAAACAACAACAAUAAUGGUCAAAAUCAUCAUCAUAACCAAAUGAUUCAUGAGAUUGGUGAAAAGCAAGAGGAUAUUACAUCACAGCUCGACUUAGGAAUGGGACUUCCCAUUAACAAUAAUCCAAGUACAUCAUUCUUUAGUCCUUUAAACGUUUCUGAAACACAGCAACACCCUUACACUUAUGAGGCUAAUAACAAUAACAAUGGGUAUAGCCCUUCUGCUACGUAUACAAAUUCUAAGGAGAUUCUCACCAAUACUUCAUUGGCUUGGGGUCAGAAUGGAUUUCCUUAUCAUAACAGUGGAUUCAUCAAUCAAAACGAGAGCUGUAACGAGAUCAAGAGCAAUAACGGUGUGAUGGCCAUACAGUCACAGCUCGUUAAUCUUCAAAUGGUAUCGAAUCAGCAAGAGGGAGAAGGAGAUGAUGUUCACGAAUACGAUGAAAUCCAUCAGUUCCUCGACAUCAUCGAUGACAGGCAAUCAUUUGCGGAUUCCAAAGAAGCUUACGCCUCAAGCUCCGGUGAAUCGCUGAAGGAACCGAUAGGUGAAAUUGGAGAGAACGAGUUGAGGAGUGCGGCAACUUGCUUCAGUCUGACUAGUGUGAGCUGA
Eutrema salsugineum is the source of this 1041-nucleotide messenger RNA. RefSeq names its product LOB domain-containing protein 27. Bases 1 to 1041 code for a protein of 346 amino acids. The transcript is spliced from 2 exons. The record is from RefSeq and is a predicted model, not a curated record. Lineage: Eukaryota; Viridiplantae; Streptophyta; Magnoliopsida; Brassicales; Brassicaceae.